This is a messenger RNA of Ruditapes philippinarum (Manila clam), 1736 nucleotides long. RefSeq names its product DBH-like monooxygenase protein 2 homolog. Bases 1 to 450 code for a protein of 149 amino acids. Gene Ontology annotation, molecular function: oxidoreductase activity, acting on paired donors, with incorporation or reduction of molecular oxygen, reduced ascorbate as one donor, and incorporation of one atom of oxygen. NCBI's taxonomy places the organism in Eukaryota, Metazoa, Mollusca, Bivalvia, Venerida, Veneridae. The record is from RefSeq and is a predicted model, not a curated record. The transcript has 3 exons.
AUGACAAAAUGUAUUCAUGUUCUUGGCUUUUUUAUUUUAGAGAGACGAAUUAUUGUUAGAGUGUACCUAUAUGAUUCAUCACAGAGGCAACGACCAACAGUGGGUGGUUGGACGGAGUAUGACGAACUGUGCCGUGGAUAUAUGCUGUAUUACCCAAGAAAACCAAUUGAAGGCUGUAUGAGCUGGAAUAAUUAUGAUAAACUCACGAGUACUGAUGGGCACAAGAUAAACGGAACUAACGUUUUCAGGACGCUUGUAAACACAAACUGGAAAGAUGACCGAAAGAUGAGAAACAUUCUAAGACAGACUUUAGAUAAAUCCUUGGAAAAUGCCCAAUGCUGGACAUCAUCCCCGAAAAGAGAAAUUUCCUAUGCAAUAGAUUUUUUCCGACAACCGAGAAUAACAAAAAUCUAUAAAGAACCACAAUCGUCGACUUGUCAGGGUGUGUAAAAAGAAAUGACAAAGAGGAAUGUUUAAACCAGACUUUCCUUUAGAUAACGCUAGGAAAGUUCCGCUGACUAGAAUUGAUUUUUUUUGUUUCAUUGUCUUUAAUGAUACUGCCUUUGAUUUCAAAAUAACCACCAGGUCAUAGUAUUUCAAAUUUAUAUCCUUCUUUAAACACUUAUUAUGAAAAGAACUAGCUUCAUAGAUAUGAUGUGACGUUUAUUUUUACAUUUUGACAUAGUUUUUGUUCCUUCUGUUAAAAAAAGAAAAACAAGAAGAAGAGAAAAGACAAAUGAAUCUUAAAAAACGAUGCAUCUUCUCCUGUGAGAGACAUAAUGAUGGCAUAAACAUGAAUAAUAAAUCAUCUGUAAAUGCGUUUUCCUACCAAAUAUAACUUUUUAUUGUAAAACGCCAUAAAGAUGAAUUCUAAAGUAAAGUACUUUCUGACAUUUUCUCACAUCAUCAAAAAGUCAUCACUGAAAUGGUGCUUAAGGUGACAUUAUGCCUAUCUAAGAGUAAAUUGUGAGUGUUCAGGUACAAUUGAAAGUAUGUUUUUAUUUUGUUACAUUUGUUAAACGUCACCUGAAUAAUCAAAAACCACAAUGACCCACAUGAAUAAAUAUCUAUUAAUAUAUUUCGGAAAUUAUUGGCAGUGCUCUAUUUAUAAAAAGGGAGAGGACCACUUCUUUAUACAUAAUAGUACAUUGUAUUAAGUCUGUUUUAUAUUUCAUCUUAAACAUUUGACAUUAUCAAAUAUUGUUCAAUCGCCAUUGUAAUAGUCAAUCUUUUAAAAUAUACAACUAUUUAAUCAGUUUGACAUUGAAAAAAAGAGCAUUAUGUCAUUUUGACUGUGUGUUCGACUUAAGUUUAAAAUAACAGCAUAAUAAAUAGUUUGAUUUCUUUUCAAUAUUUUUUCACAAGGUCAAAUGAAAGUCUUCAAUAAUUAUCACGGAGUUAUGACACAAAGAAAGGGAAAUCAAAUGUCGAAUAAAGAAGUGUGAUUGUAAUGAGUAAAUACAUGUAUGCUUUUCACUUCAUGUCAAUAAAUAUGUUAACGUUAAUUUUUCUUCAUUUUGACUGUGAUAGAGUGCUUCUUAACGCCUCAUUACGCUUCAUUAUGCCAUAUUACGCCUCAUUAUCAAUUAUCGUUACAUUCAUCUCCUCACUCAUGAAUAUUUAUUACCACAAUUCAUCUCAUUAUCAGUCCGUUAACGUAUGUAUGUAAAUAUAAACUAUGAUUAAGGAGUUAUUUUUAUAUAUACCUGAAAUAAAUGUUGAUAGUGACAGUCAUU